Molecule: messenger RNA, 5072 nt
Organism: Sarcophilus harrisii (Tasmanian devil)
Lineage: Eukaryota; Metazoa; Chordata; Mammalia; Dasyuromorphia; Dasyuridae
Gene: PRX
Product: periaxin
Exons: 4
Coding region: 42-4865 (1607 amino acids)
Biological process (GO): peripheral nervous system myelin maintenance; regulation of RNA splicing
Cellular component (GO): cytoplasm; nucleus
Molecular function (GO): protein binding
Source: RefSeq, a predicted model, not a curated record
GGGCUGCAUCCGGGGCUCCGGCCUCAACCUCUGGAGGCACCAUGGAGGCCAGGAGUAGGAGCCCCCAGGAGCUCAGGAAGGCCGAGCUGGUGGAGAUCAUCGUGGAGACCGAGGCUGAGACGGGGGUCAGCGGCAUCAACGUGGCAGGAGGGGGCAAGGAGGGGAUCUUCAUCAAGGAGCUGCUCAAAGACUCCCCGGCCGCCAAGACCCUCAGUUUGCAGGAAGGGGACCAGCUGCUCAGUGCCCGGGUCUUUUUUGACAACUUCAAGUACGAAGAUGCCCUGCGGCUCCUGCAGUGUGCAGAACCCUACAAGGUCUCCUUCUGCCUCAAGAGGACGGUGCCCACCGGGGACCUGGCACUGCGCCCGGGCACCGCAGCCGGCUACGAGGUCAAGGGCCCGCGGGCCAAGGUGGCCAAGCUGAACAUCCAGAGCCUGUCCCCAGUGAAGAAGAAGAAGGUCCUAGCUGUGUCUGGGGCCCCGGGAAUCCCCUCAGACCUGGUCCCCGUUGACGUUGAAUUCUCCUUCCCCAAGUUUUCGAGGCUGCGACGGGCAAAGGCCGAGGUGGCCCCAGGGCCCGCGCUGGCCGCCCCCACCCACCGACGUCUGCGUCUCCCCCGGCUGAGGGUGAGGGAGGUGGCGGGCCCCGUUCCUCCAGCCGAGCCGGCCGCCCAGGCCUUUCACCUGGCCGCCAUCCCCUUCCUUGGGAGCAGGAAGGCCAGGGAGGAGGGUGCCCUGGCUGGGGAGGAGCCAUCUCUGGGAGCGCGCUUUGGGGCCCCUCAGCUAGAGCUGGUGGGGCCCCAGAGGGCAGGUACUGAGGCGGCAGCUGCAGUUCCAGAGCCUCCGGGCGCCGGGUUUAGCCUCCACCUCCCCACGUUCGGCCUCUCGGCCCCAGCAGCCCCUGUGCCUGAGGUGGCCCCGGGGGGCCUCCAGGUACCCCAGGUCGAGCUGCCUCCCCUCGCUAAGCUACCGUGCCUAGAGGCCAGAGAAGGCAUCGCCGUGGCAGCCCCCGCCCUCGAUGUGUCUGUGCCCUCCAUGGAGGUGGACCUGGCCCUGCCCGGGGCCCCGGCUGAAGUCCGGGAAGAAGGGCCUGAGGUGGCCUCGAAGGUGCCCUGGCUCACCUUUCCCCGCUUCGGCGCUCGGGGGAAGGAAGGGGUGGGGCUGGAGGGUGAGGGGAAGGCCGCCAAAGGAGUGAGGGCCAGUCCUGAGGCCAGGGCCAAGGGGCCCAAGCUGCGCAUGCCCACUUUUGGGCUCUCCCUGCUGGAGUCCCGGCCGGUUGCACCCGAGCCCCCCACCGAAGGCAAGCUCAAACUGCCCACCAUCAAGAUGCCCUCUUUUGGCAUUGGGGUGUCCGGGCCCGAAGCAAAGCUGCCCAAAGCCCCAGAGGGGAAGCUGCCCAAAGUUCCUGAGGUGAAACUGCCCAAGGCCCCAGAGGUGAAGCUGCCCAAAGGGCCCGAAGUCUCCAUCCCAGAGGUGCGCCUCCCAGAGGUGCAGCUCCCAAAGGUGCCCGAGAUGAAGAUGCCCAAGGGGCCUGAAGUGUCCAUCCCAGAAGUGCACCUUCCAGAAGUGCAGCUCCCCAAAGUGCCCGAGAUGAAGCUGCCCAAGGUCCCAGACAUGUCCAUCCCAGAUGUGCACCUUCCAGAUGUGCAGCUGCCCAAAGUGCCUGAGAUGCAGAUGCCCAAGAUGCCUGAGAUGCACCUCCCUAAGAUGCCCGAGAUGAAGAUGCCCAAGGUCCCGGACAUGUCCAUCCCAGAUGUGCAUCUUCCAGAUGUGCAGCUCCCCAAAGUGCCCGAGAUGAAGCUGCCCAAGGUCCCGGACGUGUCCAUCCCAGAUGUGCACCUUCCAGAUGUGCAGCUGCCCAAAGUGCCUGAGAUGCAGAUGCCCAAGAUGCCCGAGAUGCACCUCCCUAAGAUGCCCGAGAUGAAGAUGCCCAAAGUCCCAGAGAUGUCUAUCCCAGAUGUGCACCUUCCAGAUGUGCAACUCCCAAAGGUACCCGAGAUGCAGAUGCCCAAGAUGCCUGAGAUGCACCUCCCUAAAAUGCCCGAGAUGAAGAUGCCCAAAGUCCCGGACAUGUCUAUCCCAGAUGUGCACCUUCCAGAUGUGCAGCUCCCAAAGGUGCCCGAGAUGCAGAUGCCCAAGAUGCCCGAGAUGCACCUCCCUAAGAUGCCCGAGAUGAAGAUGCCCAAAGUCCCAGACAUGUCUAUCCCAGAUGUGCACCUUCCAGAUGUGCAGCUGCCCAAAGUGCCUGAGAUGCAGAUGCCCAAGAUGCCUGAGAUGAAGGUGCCCAAAGCCCCAGAUGUGCGGCUUUCCCAAGAGCCCAUGGCCACCCGUGGGGCAGAGCGGGCAGAGGGCCUGGACUUCGGCUUCAAGUUGCCCAAGAUGUCCAUACCCAAGUUGGGACGGGUGGGAUCUCCCCCCCGGGCCAAGGUUGGGGUGGUGAGCCCCGAGGUCGCAGGGCGCAGGGAGCCGUCGCCCAGCCUCGAGCCGGCCGCCAAGGGGUCCGAGGCCCGGCUUGGCUUCCCAUCUGUUACGCUGCCCUCGGUGGAGCUGGAGCUGCCUGGGGCUGGGCUCCAGGGGCCCCUUAGAGUUGAGGCAGCACCCCCGAAGGGAGCCGCCCCCGCCCCCAAGCCUCCCGCAGAGCUUUCUGGGGUCUCUCUCGGUGCGGCAGAGGUGGGGGAGGCUGGGUUCAAGAUGCCCAGCCUGGUGCUGCCGGCUGUUGAGAUAGCCGCCCCCAAACUUCCCGAAGGAGAGGCAGAGGGAAAGCUGGAAGUGGCCGAGCCCAAACUCAAGUCGCCCAAGUUUUCCCUGCCCAAGUUUGGGCUUUCGGCCCCCAAGGUGGGAAGGGGGGAAGGUGACGGCGAAGGGGGCGUCCGCGGGGCCAAACCGAAGACGUCCAAGUUCGGCAUCAGCUUCCCCAAGGUCCGGACUGGUGUCGAGGCGGAGCCCAGGGGAUCUGGGGAGGCCCCUCUGCUGUCGGCCCUGGGGGUCACCGUCCCCCAGCUCAGCCUGGACGUCCAGCUGCCCACAAGCAAGGUGGAAGUGCCCAGCGAGCUGCCCGACGUCAAACUCAGAGGCCCCAAGUUUGCACUGCCCAAGUUCGGGGCCAAGGGCAGGGAUGUGGAAGCUGGAGAGAUGGUGCCGGGGGAGGGGGAAGCAGAAAGCAAAGGCCGGGGGUGGGAGCCUAAGGUGAAGAUGCCCAAGUUUAAGAUGCCCUCGUUCGGGUUGGCGCGGGGAAGGGAGGUGGAGGAUGGGGACCAGGGCGGCCCUGAGGAGAAAUUACCCGUGGGGCACGCUGCCUUGAAAAUACCCCAAGUGGAGCUGCCUACGUUGGUGACCCAGGGAGAGGGAGGGGAGGUGGAGAUGGCAGGAGGAGAGGUCAAGCUGCCGGUCUUUCGGAUCUCGGUGCCCGGGCCGGUGAGGGGGGCAGAGCAGGUGGGCACGGGGGUCUCUGAGAAGGAUGUCAGGAGUCACAAGGGAGAGGUGGCGGUGUCCACACUGGGGAUCGCAGUGCCCCAGGUGGAGCUGACUGGUUUUGGGGGGGUUGUUGGUGAGGGGGCAGGGGCUGAAGUCCGAGCUUCCCAGAAGCAGCACGAGGGGGGGGCUGCAGCAGCAGAGGGAGGUGUGGGUGGCGGGGGCUUCCGGGUACAGCUGCCCCAGGUGGACCUUUCUCUCCCCGGCGCCCAACUAGAGGGAGGGGAGAUGCUUGUGGGAGAGGGAGUGUUCAGGAUGCCCGGCGUGGCCGUGCCCCAGCUCGAGCUGGACGUGGGGCUCGGGCACAAGACGGAGGGGACCAAGGACGGCCCUGUGGCCGGAGAGGGGUGGGCGGCGGCCGAAGGCGUGGGAGAGGGGAGAUUCCGGCUGAAGAUACCCACCUUCAAAGCCAGCGGGGAGGGAGAUGGGCAGCCUGUGGGCCCCUCCGGAGCAGCCCCCGACCACCCCUUCCACCUGUCCCUUCCAGACGUGGGCUUCACCGUGGAGCCAGGGGCUGUCCAGGCAGGCACCCCCCCGGAGGGGGGCAAGCUCCGCUCCUGGAUGCCCGAGGUGGAGCUCUCCCCGCCGCCCAUGGGCAGCCACGCCGAGUACCAGGUGGCUGGGGACGGGCUGGAAGGCGAGGCCGGGCGCAGGCCCAAAAUCAAACUGCCUCGGUUUGGGCUCUUGCUGGGGAGGGAAGAGGGUGAGGACGGGGAGAAGGCCAAAGGGAAGAAACCAGCAAAGAGGGCGGGCAAGGACGGCGAGGGGGCGACCAAAGUCUCCCCAGGAGCAGGGAAAUCUGGUCUCCUGUUGUCUUGGGGCGGUUCUGGAGAAGGGGGUGGGGAGGCCGGCGGCAGGGUCCGGAGCCCCAAGCUAAGACUGCCUAAAGUGGGCUUCGCCAAGGGGGACGCCCCCAGCUCCAACGGGAGCGGCUCCCCGGGCGAGGAGGCGGGGGCCGCCGUGGCCCUGCACAACGGUGCCUCCAUGGGCCGCCUGGCCCGUGUGGGCCUGCCCCAAGUGGAACUUGCCUCCCCGUACAAAGGCCCAGAGCAGGAGCCCGAGUUCAGCCGCAGCCCCGUGGGGGUGGAUAUCGGCCCCUUUGCUGCCUUGCGGCCCGCUCGGUUCCGCUCGCCCUUCUCUGGCCGCUCCAAGGAGGAGGGGGAGCCUGGGGGGCCUGAGGGAUCCCAGAGGUCCCCCGGGGACAAGUCCCCCAAAUUCCACUUCCCUAAGGUGUCACUGAGCACGGGGGUGGCCAAGGGAGCCCCAGGUGAGGAGGAGGAGGGGACGUUCAGGGUCCGGUUGCCUAAAGUGGGCUUCUCCGAGUCGGAAACUGGCGGCGAGCCAGCCCUCCCGGGCGCGGCCAAGGCCGAGGGGGCCCCGACGGCCGCUGUCUAGUUCCUCUGGGGGAGGCAGCGGCGGCUUCCCUGCCCAGCCCCACGAUCCCGCGUGUUAAGAGCCUACUAGCAUUAACCCUAUGAGGCCUGAGAGCGGGGGCGGCCCAGGUGCCACCAGCUCCCGCCCAGGCUGCGCGCUUCCCGGGGAAGAGAUCUGUGCACUGGCCAAGAGCCGGCCGGUAUCAAUAAAGUAACCCCAAGUCCGCUA